Aspergillus saccharolyticus JOP 1030-1 is the source of this 1100-nucleotide messenger RNA. RefSeq names its product HIT family protein. The record is from RefSeq and is a predicted model, not a curated record. The transcript has a single exon. Gene Ontology annotation, molecular function: catalytic activity. Bases 64 to 1011 code for a protein of 315 amino acids. NCBI's taxonomy places the organism in Eukaryota, Fungi, Ascomycota, Eurotiomycetes, Eurotiales, Aspergillaceae.
GGACAAUCAAGCACAUUCACCACCACCACCACCACCACCAUGAUCGCGAUCACAACCUCCACCAUGGCCAACAAUAACCCCUCAAACACCACAAUUUACCAAGACACAUAUCUAACAGUCAAUCUCACGCUCCGCCCCACCACACCAGGCCACACCGUCGCAACCCUCACCACCAACAAAACGAACCUUUUCAACCUCCCCCUACCCACCUUCAUCGAGACCCUCCAAUCCCUGCGCCGCAUCUCCCUCCACCUCCGCGACGCCUUCAACGUCCAACGCUGCGCCCUAAUCACCACCGGCGGAACCACACUCUCCCUCCUCCCGCUCCACGGCCUCACCCCACAAUGGGCCCCCGUCACGCACCCCACUAAAGAAUUCCACUCCCAAUACCCGGGGUACAUCACCUCGAAGAACGCGCCGCAGAUGCCAACCCCCAAGCUCAACACCAUCCGCAGCAGCAUCCUCUUCGCCGCCUCCGCCUUCCCAACAAGCUACCACGCCGACCACACCUUUCACGGCCCCUCCCUGGACGACCAGAACCUCUUCGCGCGCAUCGUCCGCGGCGAGCUGUCACCCCAGUGGCGCGUCUGGGAGGACGCGCACCACGUCGCCUUUCUGACGCCCUACCCCAACGUUCCCGGGUUCACGGUGGUCGUGCCGCGCGUGCACCUGUCGAGCGAUAUCUUUUCGCUCUCCGCUGAGGAAUAUGCGGGGUUGGUGAGGGCGGCGCACACAGUCGGCAGAUUGCUGAUCCGGGCGUUUGGGAUCGAGCGGUGCGGGAUGAUCUUCGAGGGGUUCGAGAUUGACUAUGCGCAUGUCAAGCUGGUUCCCAUCCAUGGCGGCGGUGACGAUGAUGAUCACGAUGACCAGAACUUGGAGGAUUGGUGCGAGCCGUUCCAGGAGGCGUAUCAGGGGUAUGUCUCGUCCAUGCCCGGGCCGAGGGUUGAGGAUGAGGAGCCUCUGGUGAAGAAGGCGGAGGAGAUUCGAGCGGUGAUCAAUCCUAGUUCGUAGAAUUAUGAAGGAGAUGGGCUCUGGUCCCGGUUAGUUUGCCGCAGCCGUUACACCACAUCGGAUCUAGUUGUAAAAAUGGCCAUAUCUUU